UUCAGGCAGAGGUGUACGUUAGGAGACAUAGGAAGGAAGAAACUGGGUCUCUGCUAUCCUGCCAUGAAAAGACAGGCCAGUCUGAAUCAGCAGCCAUCACCCACCAGGCUACUGCAGCACUGUCCUACCCCCCCCCCCCCCCACACCCCCCCAUUCUCACACUCUCUUCCUCUCUGACUGGGGCUGCAGCGAGGCUUUCUCUGCAGUGGAAUCGCUGGCUGGUAGAAUCUCCUUGACUGCACUCUGACUGACUGACUGGCUGGCUGUGCGCAGUGAUUCUCCCGUGCUCUGCCUUGCGUUCGUCCUCACUGACUCAGCUGUGCUGUGUAGUCAGCCUGGCGUCCAGCCUCCCAGAGAACUCAACCACAGGAAGAGUCUGCCUGUCCUCCUGCCUGUCCUCCUGCAUGCCCUCUGUCUAACCUCCAGUCCAUCUGACAGGAGAGUUGUGUGGGUUGGCAGGCAGACACACUGCAGCCAGGACUGGCUAACAGCACAGUGGGACCUGGUGCCUCACUCUGAACCAGAUAAGACACCCAGGCACGACACAACCAGACCAGUGGUUCUACACUGCCCAUUACAGGACUUUCCCAAGGGAUAACUCCAGCCCAACGGACCCUGGGCUGGAUUCCACAACAGGGAGUGAUUUGGACCGGUUUAGACUGUCAUGGAGGUCCAGGGGAGUGAGGCUGAGGAGCCCAGGUUCUGGUGUCUGUUCUCCUCACGUACCACCUGGCCUCGGACCAGCCUGAUCGUCACUCUGCUGCUCAGUGUGUGGUCUGCUCAGGGCCUGGAGAUGUCCACAGGGAAGGUCCCGUUCCUGGAGGCAGUGAACGGCAGUACAGUGCUGCUUCCCUGCACCUACACUAGCUGUAUCGGCAUCAAGAACCUCUACUUCAGCUGGCAGUUCAAUGAUAAUGGCACCAUGCAGAAGGUGUGUGACUCAGUGAUUCCGUCGGACGGGAUGGAGCCUCAUCCAGUGAACAUCUUCCGGCAGAGGGUGGAGUUUGUUGGUAACAGUGAGCAGAACAACAUCUCCAUCCUGAUAUGGAACAUCACCUUUGACGAUGAGGGCCAGUACACGUGUUUCGGACGCAACCCCAAAGAAAAGGGCAAGAACCACAGCGCUAUCUUUACCCUUGUCGUGGUGGAUGAGUUACGAGUGGUGGACAACACUCUCACCAUCAUAAUUGCUUCUGCAGUGGGCGGAGCCAUCGCCCUGCUGAUGACCUUCAUGCUGGUGAAGAACUUCAUCCUCUUCGUUCUCUUCAAAAUCGAGGAGAAGAAAAAGAUCGAGUGCCUUGUAUCUUCCUCAGCAGAUGAAACAAACAAUGUCUCAGGAUCCAAAGCUUCGAAACCACCAACACCAAAGAAGAAAUGAGAGUACUUGCAUGUAUGUACAUCCAUAUAUAAAUAUACAGUUAUAUCUAUGCAUAUUUAUAUGCACAAACAUGUGUAUGCACACAUGUGACUCCAUGGGCAGGUUUCUUGGGCAGGUUUCUUGGACUGAGAAGCACGUCCGAUGGAGAUCCUUCAUUGUAAGUGUUUGUUAGUCCAAUAAGCUUAGGCUGUGUCCGGGAAACCGCCCCCAUACGUUCAAGUUGGUAUAUAAUAAAAAACAAAAAACAGGACUGUUUUUCAAAUAAUAAUAACAAAAAAAGAAUGAUUUAUUUAAAAAUGCUUGAGACAGGGAAUAAUGUAAUACUGCUGUUUAAACUGGGCUGGAUCCUGCUUCUCUGCUCCCCAACCAACCCCACAGGCCUGGGCUCCACUGAAACUGUCUACACAUUCAAAGGUUGUGUUUUGUGGAGAAUAUAUGGGAUUUUACUCCCAGUGAAAUUCAGACUCCAGUGGUAAUUUUCCACUUCAGAAUCCUAUAGAAUAUUCUCCUGAUUGGCAUGGAGUUGGCAUAGUUACUCUGAUACUCAGGUGACUCCUUUGCCUCUGUUAUAAAAUGUAGUGACCAAGGCCUCUAAAAGGGUGUUGAUGUGGUGAGGAGUGAGAAAGGAUCCUGUUCAGAAUCUAAUACCUUUUCUUUGCUUGAUAAAACACUGGUGCCUGUUAGCGCUUUUAUCUUCCUCUGUAGGGAAGACUAAAUACUGCAAAACCAUUUACGAAACGCAAAGGAAAAAUACUAAAAGCUGAUGAAUGAAAUGAUAGACAAUCGCUUGAAACUAACUCCCUAGAAAAAUGAAUGAACCUCUAAUAAUGCUGCUUUUAAGACAAAUAACCUUAAUGCAUUUAUAAGCAUGUGAAAAAAGGGCAGAUUUAGAGGCAACGCUUGAUAAUAGAAAUGUACUCUCUGCUAGGUCUUAACUGGAAUCAAAGAUUUCACUACAUGGAAUGUGAUUAGUUCUAUCUGCUUUGAAGCUGGUUCCAAAUCUGCACAUAUCAUGCCAAUCCCCACCACAUCUAGUGUGCCAACAAUGGUUGGCAAGGCUAUGCACACUUGAUUAGUGGGUCUACUGACUUAGAUAUUAACCCAACAUUUCUUCUGAGUCACUUACAAAUAGCGCUUUGCUGUACAGAACAUACUGAAACAGACCCAUAUUUUUACAUGCUGCAAUAAGUACUCAUAUGCUGCAGUGCAGCAGAAUUUAUGAUGGUUCAUUCAUGGCUCAUGAUUCGUCAUAAAUUCACCAUGUGCAAAAAACUGAUAUCUCAUUCUACGUUCAUUAGAUACCUCCAGUCACUCCACCAUAAGAACAGAUAACCCUAAAACUACAUUAAAAAUACCUCCAGUAACUCCACCAUAAGAACAGAUAUCCCUCACUCUACAUUUAUUAGAUACCUCCAGUAACUCCAUAAGAACAGAUAACCCUAAAACUACAUUAAAAAUACCUCCAGUAACUCCACAAUAAAACCAGAAACCCCUCAUGUAGUCAUUACGGUUACCUCCAUAAACUCCACCAUGAAAAUAAAUAUCCCUUACCUACAGUUAUUACUGUAAAGCCAACAUAAACAGAUGAAUGGGGCAGCAGUUACGCAGGUAGAGUGAAAAAGAAGAAAUAUCCCAUAUUGAGCAUCUGGGAGAACCUUGAGAACCCAGAUCAUAUAUAGUGACAUAUUUAGAAUGUCUCUUUUUGUAAAAUACCUCCAACCAAACAGGGGAAACCAUGUUCAAGGGAGAGUAUAAACGCGUUGUUCAGGACCUUGCUGCGCUGUCAUUCUAUUAAUAAAACAUUUGAAUGUGGACACGCCUGCGUAUUGCCGUUCCCAUAACACUGUCCCUCAAAUAAAUGCUAUCGCUGGUAGCGGGGGUCUUUGGGAAACUACUUUAGAGAGGUUUAUUUUUUAACUGAGCUACAUGUGAACUACAGGUGUGUUGUGUCAAAGUAAGCAGGGAGUAAUUGAACCCAAAUAGAUGUACAUUUAACAUGACUGUAAAGUAAAACGAAUGACCUCAGUUGUCUUAGAUGAGGACAGACAGUGGUAAAUGUACCAUCCGUUUGGAUGUGGUUCUGACUUGUCACACUCUCCUAACAUGUUACUAUGCAAAAACAAAUACCACAGACAGAAAACAGCCACAUACUCUAGGACAGACUACAGCAAUUCUAAGGUGAUCUGCUGCUCUGACCUUACAGCAUCAAGACCACAGCAAUUUUGUUUCCAUUUUACUAUGUCGAUAAUGAAAGCAAUAAAAAUCAGAGUAACAGUAAUCAGUGUGUUAUGGGAAAUUAAGUUCUGAUCCAGGGUAGAUGAGGAACAUAGGCUCAUAUUUCCAGGGUCUGUUUCUUGUGGCACUGAGUGUUUCGAAGGAGCAACAUGUACAAUUGUCACCAUAAAUUCAAUUUAUUUUGAGACUGCUUAGAGAUGCUGAGCAAUUCAAGCAAUUAAAAAAAAAAUUAUAAACUGCCUCCUUUAUCAGUAUCCAAAACAAUAUUGUUGCAAUGAUGUGAAAAACUUUUGUACAUGCUAAUGUUUUUGCUAUUGUUGUCAACCUCACAAACGAGAACCAAUCGUACAGGAAGUUACACACAACACUUUGCAGCGUCAUGCAGUAAAUAAGUAGAUUUUAUUGUUCUAGGAUAUCAUGGACGACCCCCCCCCCCCCCCGUUACUACUGGGAUGCAAUUGACAUUUGGCACUAGGUGCAAGUAGAAAUGCUACACGUAUAACCUUUAAACAAACCUCAAAUCCUGAACUGUGAAUGUGACUCAUGUCAUAUUGAUAUAUCCUCAGAAAAUUCUGUAUGGCCCCUUGCCCACGGUCUGCGUUGGACCCCUUUUAGACAACUGUAUUGAAAGAGCUGGUUAGUUGAAGCAAUACAAAAGUUCCAUGUUUUCAGUAUGGAAGAUCUGACCCUGUUGUACCAGGUUGUAGAAGCAGAAUUGCUGAAAUUGUAACCUCUGUCAUCCAUUUUUGCACUUUCGACAACAGAAUGUUUGAGACUCUUUAGUGUGCCCAGACAUCACUGACACCCUAGUCCCACAUUGCUCUGACAACAGAAUGUACAGCCAUAUUCCUCUCCACAGAGUCCCCUCAGUGUCCCACGUAAUCUUUCCACCAUGCAUAUCAGCUCUAUUUUUAUUUAUUAUAAAAGCCACAAACCAAUAAAUUUUUGUACAAAACAAUGCAUUGUCCCUUGUUGUCUGUCAAAACUUUAAAUCUUAACCAGUUACCACAAUAAAGUCUAUUUAAACAUAC
Molecule: messenger RNA, 4644 nt
Organism: Esox lucius (northern pike)
Lineage: Eukaryota; Metazoa; Chordata; Actinopteri; Esociformes; Esocidae
Gene: scn4bb
Product: sodium channel, voltage-gated, type IV, beta b
Exons: 6
Coding region: 665-1378 (237 amino acids)
Biological process (GO): regulation of ventricular cardiac muscle cell membrane repolarization; regulation of sodium ion transmembrane transporter activity; cardiac muscle cell action potential involved in contraction
Cellular component (GO): voltage-gated sodium channel complex; membrane
Molecular function (GO): sodium channel regulator activity; transmembrane transporter binding
Source: RefSeq, a predicted model, not a curated record